CUUCGUUUCGGAAUCAAGGAGGCACUCCGCACUUCGCUACCCCCCCCGUCGCCAGGUGGACCUACUCAGCGGUCAGCCUCCAGCUCUCCAGCUCCCAUCAUCGCAGCCAGCGCAGGCGUGAGCAGCGAUUAAAACAUACUUCCAGGGGAAAACGUCCAACUAGCUCGUGAAACCACCCGGUCCAGGGGGAAAUGACAAGCGAGCGACCGGUGACAAUGCCGGGCUCGGUGUCGCUCUCGGACCGACAACCUCCUCCAGGUCACGGGCAUCACGCGGCUGCAGUCUCCCCUGUCUCCGCGGAGACAAUGAUGAUGUCCGCCUCAGGUUCAAUGGUCUUCCCGGCUGGGAUUAUCAAUCCAUCGGUUCCGAUCCGGAAUAUCAAAAUGAAAUUUGCUGUUCUCAUCGGACUGAUCCAGGUUGGAGAGGUUAGCAACCGGGAUAUUGUUGAAACGGUGCUGAAUUUGUUGGUGGGUGGUGAGUUUGAUAUGGAGACAAACUUCAUUAUCCAGGACGCGGAAAGCAUUGGCUGCAUGGUGGAGCUGUUGGAGCACUGUGACGUCACCUGUCAAGCUGAAAUCUGGAGCAUGUUCACCGCCAUCCUUCGAAAAAGUGUUCGAAACCUGCAAACCAGCACUGAGGUGGGCCUUAUCCAGCAGGUGCUGCUCAAAAUGAGCUCGGUGGAAGACAUGAUUGCAGACUUGCUAGUGGACAUGUUGGGAGUGUUAGCGAGCUACAGCAUCACGGUGAAAGAACUGAAGUUGCUCUUCAGCAUGCUACGAGGGGAAGGAGGCCUCUGGCCAAGGCAUGCAGUCAAAAUGUUGUCAGUGCUGAAUCAAAUGCCCCAGAGACACGGGCCAGAUGCCUUCUUCAACUUUCCUGGUCGCAGUGCAGCAGCCAUUGCUUUACCUCCUAUUGCCAAGUGGCCUUAUCAGAAUGGGUUUACGUUCAACACCUGGUUCAGAAUGGAUCCCUUGAAUAAUAUCAAUGUUGACAAGGACAAACCAUAUCUCUACUGCUUUCGCACCAGCAAGGGCAUUGGCUACUCUGCGCAUUUUGUUGGCAACUGCUUGAUUGUGACAUCCCUCAAAUCUAAAGGCAAAGGUUUCCAGCAUUGUGUGAAGUACGAUUUUCAGCCCAGGAAGUGGUACAUGAUCAGUAUAGUUCACAUCUACAGCCGCUGGAGAAACAGUGAAAUCAGAUGCUACGUUAAUGGACAACUCGUUUCUUAUGGAGACAUGGCAUGGCACGUCAACACAAAUGAUAGUUAUGAUAAGUGCUUCCUCGGGUCCUCGGAGACAGCAGACGCUAACAGAGUGUUCUGCGGGCAGCUAGGAGCCGUCUACGUGUUCAGUGAAGCCCUCAAUCCCGCACAGAUAUUUGCAAUUCAUCAGCUAGGCCCAGGCUACAAGAGCACAUUUAAGUUCAAGUCGGAGAGUGAUAUCCACUUAGCAGAGCACCACAAGCUGGUGUUGUAUGAUGGCAAGUUGGCAGGCUCCAUCGCCUUCACCUACAACGCCAAGGCCACUGACGCCCAGCUCUGCCUGGAGUCCUCGCCUAAAGAAAAUGCCUCCAUUUUCGUGCACUCACCGCACGCCCUUAUGCUACAGGAUGUGAAAGCCACAGUCACUCACUCCAUCCACAGUGCCAUCCACUCCAUUGGUGGAAUCCAGGUACUCUUUCCCCUCUUUGCUCAGCUGGACUAUCAUCAGCUGAACGACAGCCAGGUGGAAACCACUGUAUGUGCCACUCUCCUGGCCUUUCUGGUUGAGCUGCUCAAGAGCUCUGUGGCAAUGCAGGAGCAGAUGCUGGGAGGAAAAGGCUUUUUGGUGAUUGGAUACCUGCUAGAGAAGUCAUCACGUGUACACAUCACCAGGGCUGUAUUAGAGCAGUUCCUCUCCUUUGCAAAGUAUCUGGACGGUUUGACACAUGGGGCACCACUGCUGAAGCAGCUGUGUGACCACAUCCUGUUCAAUGCUGCCAUCUGGAUUCACACCCCUGCCAAGGUACAGCUCUCUCUGUACACAUACCUUUCUGCUGAGUUCAUUGGCACGGCAACCAUCUAUAACACAAUUCGUCGAGUGGGCACAGUCAUUCAGCUGAUGCAUACACUAAAGUACUACUACUGGGCCGUCAACCCUGUGGACAGCAGUGGCAUCACACCAAAGGGUCUUGAUGGUCCAAGGCCGACCCAGAAAGAAAUUAUUUCUCUGCGGGCAUUCAUGCUUCUCUUCCUCAAGCAACUCAUCCUGAAGGACCGAGGUGUGAAGGAGGAUGAGCUGCAGAGCAUCCUGAACUAUUUACUAACAAUGCAUGAGGAUGAGAAUCUGCAUGAUGUUUUGCAGUUGGUGGUAGCCCUCAUGUCUGAGCAUCCAGCCUCCAUGAUCCCUGCUUUUGACCAGAGAAAUGGAAUACGGGUAAUGUACAAGCUCAUGGCCUCGACGAGUGAAAGCAUUCGAGUACAAUCCCUCAAAGUCCUUGGUUACUUCCUCAAGCAUUUGGGCCACAAGAGGAAGGUAGAGAUCAUGCAUACACACAGCCUCUUUACUCUCCUGGGAGAGAGGCUCAUGCUGCACACCAACACUGUGACGGUGACGACCUACAACACUCUGUAUGAGAUUCUGACAGAGCAGGUGUGCACACAGGUCGUUCACAAACCUCAUCCUGAGCCCGACUCCACUGUCAAGAUUCAGAACCCAAUGAUUCUUAAGGUUGUAGCAGCCCUAUUGAAGAACUCCUCUGCAAGCACAGAGCUGAUGGAGGUUCGGCGGCUCUUCCUUGCAGACAUGAUCAAAUUGUUCAGCAACAGUCGAGAGAACAGACGGUGUCUGCUUCAGUGCUCUGUAUGGCAGGACUGGAUGUUUUCUCUUGGCUACAUCAAUCCUAAAAACUCUGAGGAGCAGAAGAUCACUGAGAUGGUGUACAACAUCUUUCGUAUUCUGCUCUACCAUGCCAUCAAGUAUGAGUGGGGAGGAUGGCGUGUGUGGGUGGACACACUCUCUAUAGCCCACUCUAAGGUGACAUAUGAGGCACAUAAAGAGUACUUGGCUAAGAUGUACGAAGAGUACCAGCGCCAGGAGGAGGAGAAUAUUAAGAAAGGGAAGAAGGGGUUGGUCAGUACCAUCUCUGGUCUAUCUGCUCAGGCCUCUGGCAUCAAGGGUACAAUUGAGAUCAGAGAGAUGGACGAUAACUCUCAGACACCUGAAAGUGAGACAGACUAUGAGAGUACCGACUCGCGUAACCUGCUGGCUGAAGGGAAGGGGUCUGAAGAGGGUCUGAGUGGAACAGAGACUACGGUAGAUGGGGUCAAGGUUGAAGUUCACGACCUUCUGGUGGACAUCAAGGCUGAAAAGGUGGAGGCUACUGAGGUUAAACUGGAUGAUAUGGACGUGUCCUCUGAAACUCUGGGAGUAUCUGAGAAUGGAACACUUGUAGAGGUGGAUACUCUAUUGGAUAAUGUCUAUUGUGCUGCUGUGGAAAAGCUCAACAGUAACGCUAACAGUGUGUUGUUGCCAAAGGACAGCAUGGAUGACCAAAAUGCACCCCCUCUCAUUACACUAGAUGAUGACAAGGACAGUAUCCAUAACAGUUUCCUUUUUGGCAAGGUUAGAGGCAGCAUGGAGGACAAGCUACUGCCUGAUCUCAGUCCAGCUGAGCCUCUGGUCCUGCCCAGCCCAAAGCCUCCAGUGCACACCAGCGCCAGCGAUGAACCUGGCCUUCUGGGCAUAACAGGCAGCUCUGAGCUUGGCUCCUUACCUAGUAUCCUUGAGAAGGAUGAGUUUGAACUACGGGCAGUCUUGGAGGGCAUCAGCUCUGUGCUUGGUACUGAGGCUGAGGCCUCCUGCAAAAGCCCAAAGGUCACUGAGGGCACAGCUGCAGGAGCAUCUGACGGGGAUCCCAUGGCUGGUAAGACCAGAAGUGCAACAGAUGCAACAAGCAACACUUCUGACACGGAGAGAUCAGAUGACGGCAAGGACAAGGAGAUAAAGAAGAUUCAGACAACAGCCACCACACAGAGUCAACAUGGCCGCGCUGCAACUCAAUUGGAGAGGGACAUACGUGUGGAAAUGGGCUUCAGGGGGACGCCCAUGACAGAGGAACAGCGACGUCAGUUCAGCCCCGGCCCACGCACCACCAUGUUCCGCAUCCCAGAGUUCAAAUGGUCAGCCAUGCACCAGAGACUGCUCACUGACCUGCUGUUUGCACUGGAGAGUGACGUCCAUGUCUGGAGGAGCCACUCCACCAAAUCUGUCAUGGACUUUGUUAAUAGUAAUGAGAACAUCAUUUUUGUCCACAACACCAUCCACCUCAUUUCACAAAUGGUAGACAACAUCAUUAUCGCGUGUGGAGGGAUUUUGCCCCUUCUCUCAGCGGCCACCUCUCCUUCUAGUGCCAAGACGGAGUUGGACAACAUCGAGGCAACACAGGGCAUGUCCUCAGAGACCGCCAUCACUUUCCUGUCCCGUCUCAUGGUUAUGGUGGACGUGUUGGUGUUCUCAAGCUCCCUCAACUUCAGUGAGAUUGAGGCUGAGAAGAACAUGUCCUCUGGUGGCCUGAUGCGUCAGUGCCUCAGACUCGUGUGUUGUGUGGCUGUUAGGAACUGUCUGGAGUGCAGGCAGAGACACAGAGACAGAGGAAAGAAGUCUUCCAUUCCCAACAACAACAAGACUCAGGAAAUCCUGCUAAAUGCUGUGACUUCUAGCAAGGACCCUGAUCGCCUCCUGCAGGAUGUGGACAUUAAUCGUUUGCGGGCUGUGGUGUUUCGUGAUGUGGAUGACAGUAAGCAAGCCCAGUUUCUGGCUUUAGCUGUGGUGUACUUCAUCUCUGUCCUCAUGGUCUCCAAGUACCGCGACAUCCUGGAGCCCCAACGUGAGACUGCCAGGAUAAGCAGCCAGUCAGGCCGCAGCAUGCGUCAGGAGAUCAACUCACCAACCAGCACAGAAACACCUCUAGCACCUGACAGCAGUAAGGACCAUCCUGGGCCACCAGAAGACCUCUACAUGGAGAACUCUCUUCCUCACACAGAUUCUGGCAUCGGAGAGGAGCAGGUAGCCAGUGUCCUUAAUGGGUCUGACCUAGACCACACUGCUGGAGGGCUGGACGCCAUGAGUGAGCAGAUAUCUACAUUGUCCUCAGAGGUGAAGAAGUCCCGGGAGAGUCUGUCUGAGUCGCCCAGCGUAAAGGUGCUGAAACAGCCCUCUUCCAUCACCGGCAUGAGUCAGCCCAACAAGGGCAUCAGUGUCAAGGAGAUUCUGAAGAGCCUGGUGGCGGCUCCAGUCGAGGGAAUGGAGGCCGGGCUGGAGCCUGUGUCCUACCCAGACCCCGCUGCCAAAGCCCAGGCCCAGGCCAUGCUGCCCAUGCAGUUUCAUUCCUUUGACAGGAGUGUGGUGGUGCCUGUGAAGAAAACCUCCCCUGGCAGCCUAGCAGUUAACACGGUGGGAAGCAGCAGCAGCACCUCUGCUGGGCUGACAGUUGGCAGCACCCCCAACAUCUUUGCUGCUGCCUCUGUGAUGCCCAAAAGCAUGAUCAACACCACGGGAGCCACUGAUGCAGCCCCCUCUACCUCAUCAUCCUCCAGUUUUGUCAAUGGAGCCACCAGUAAAAAUCUGCCUGCGGUGCAGACGGUGGCCCCCAUGCCUGAAGACACAGUAGAAAACAUGAGUGCCUUUUGUGAAGUGGAACAGUGUCCGCUACGCCAGGGACUGACACCUCCUGAGCUCAAACCCUUUAGCUCCCUGACAGGAUUACAGGCAGCCUCAAGAGGUGCAGGCCAAUGUCUUAGCAUUACUACAAAGCUGGAGAGGGCCUUGGAGAAGGUGGCGCCCCUGCUGAGGGAGAUCUUUGUGGACUUUGCACCUUUUCUAUCGCGUACCCUGCUGGGCAGCCAUGGUCAAGAGUUGCUCAUAGAAGGUUUAGUAUGUAUGAAGUCAAGCACCUCAGUGGUGGAGCUUGUCAUGCUACUUUGUUCUCAGGAAUGGCAGAACUCUAUUCAGAAGAACGCUGGCCUGGCCUUCAUUGAGCUAAUCAACGAAGGAAGGUUGCUCUGUCAUGCCAUGAAGGACCACAUAGUUCGGGUUGCCAACGAGGCUGAAUUCAUCCUGAACAGACAGCGAGCAGAGGACGUCCACAAACACGCUGAAUUUGAGUCCAACUGUGCCCAAUAUGCUGCUGAUAGAAAAGAAGAAGAGAAGAUGUGUGACCACCUGAUCAGUGCUGCUAAACACAGAGACCAUGUGACGGCCAAUCAGUUAAAGCAGAAAAUCGUCAACAUCCUCACCAACAAGCAUGGUGCCUGGGGGACACUGGCCCAGAGUCAGCUGCAUGACUUCUGGCGUCUCGACUACUGGGAAGAUGACUUGCGGCGGAGGCGGAGAUUUGUCAGAAACCCAUUUGGCUCCACCCACUUAGAUAUCACAUGCAAGUCACUGCAGGAGUAUGGCUCAGAGGAGGAUGAGGUGGUCAAGUCUAAGAAGGCCUUCCGCAGCCAAGCUGCGGCCAGCCAGAACCCUGAGACAGAGCUGAUGCUUGAGGGAGACGACGAUGCUGUCAGCCUGCUGCAGGAGAAGGAGAUGGACAACCUGGGUGCACGGUUCCUUCCUCGCGUGUUUAUCUCCAGAGGCCCAGUGGUUCUGAGCAGCCCGGCCCAGCUCGUUGCCCCGGUCCUGGUGGCCCGCGGGACUCUGUCCAUCACCACCACCGAAAUCUACUUUGAGGUGGACGAGGAUGACCCUGCCUUCGACAGGGUCGACCCAAAGGCCUUGGCAUACACUGAGGGCCUACAUGGGAAGUGGAUGUUCAGUGAGAUCCGGGCAGUCUUCUCCAGACGCUACCUCCUUCAGAAUACAGGGAUGGAGGUCUUCAUGGCCAACAGAACAUCGGUCAUGUUCAACUUUCCUGACCAGGCCACAGUAAAGAAAGUGGUCUACAGUCUUCCUCGAGUGGGAGUAGGUACCAGCUAUGGACUUCCACAAGCCAGACGCAUCUCCCUGGCCACCCCUCGACAGCUUUUCAAGUCCUCCAACAUGACCCAGCGCUGGCAGAGAAGAGAGAUCUCCAACUUUGAGUACCUCACGUUUCUCAACACUAUCGCAGGGAGGACAUACAAUGACCUGAACCAGUACCCUGUCUUUCCCUGGGUCCUCACCAACUACGACUCUGAGGAGCUGGACCUGACCUUGCCAGGGAACUUCAGAGAUCUCUCAAAGCCUGUUGGUGCUCUGAAUCCGAAGCGCGCCGCAUUCUACGCUGAACGCUAUGAGACGUGGGAAGACGACCAGACGCCACCUUGUCAUUACAACUCCCACUACUCCACCGCUGCCACCACCCUGCACUGGCUUGUCAGAAUAGAGCCCUUCACCACGUUUUUCCUCAGUGCCAAUAAAAACAAAUUCGAUCACCCUGACCGCACCUUUUCCGCCAUUGCCCGCUCCUGGAGAAACUGUCAGAGGGACACCUCCGAUGUAAAGGAACUGAUUCCUGAGUUCUAUUACCUCCCGGAGAUGUUUGUCAACAGCAACGGCUACCAUUUGGGAGUGAGGGAGGACAGGACCAUGGUUGGUGACGUCGACUUGCCAGCCUGGGCCAAGAAGCCUGAAGACUUUGUUAGGAUAAACAGGAUGGCCCUGGAAAGCGAGUUUGUGUCAUGUCAGCUGCAUCAGUGGAUUGACCUUAUUUUCGGCUACAAGCAGCGAGGCCCAGAGGCGGUGCGUGCCCUCAACGUCUUUCACUACCUGACUUACGAGGGCUCCGUCAACCUGGACAGUAUCACUGACCCAUCGCUCAGAGAGGCCACAGAGGCGCAGAUCCAGAGCUUUGGACAGACGCCAUCUCAGUUGCUUAUUGAGCCACAUCCUCCACGCAGUUCCGCCAUGCACCUGUGUUUCCUUCCACAGAGUCCUCUCAUGUUCAAGGACCAGAUGCAGCAGGAUGUCAUCAUGGUGUUGAAGUUUCCAUCCAAUUCGCCGGUGACCCAUGUGGCCGCCAACACCCUGCCCCAUCUUAUCAUACCUGCUGUGGUCACCGUCACCUGCAGCCGCCUAUUUGCCGUCAACCGAUGGCACAACACAGUCGGUCUCCGAGGAGCACCAGGCUACUCUCUGGAGCCGGCCCAUCAACUACCCAUAGAGAUGGAUUCUCUGGUUGCCAACAGUACUGGAAGCAACAAGCGUCAGAUCACAGACCUAGUGGACCAGAGCAUCCAGAUCACCACACACUGUUUUGUGGUGACAGCUGACAACCGCUACAUCCUGGUGUGUGGCUUCUGGGACAAGAGCUUUCGUGUGUACUCCUCAGAGACAGGCAAGCUGACCCAGAUAGUUUUUGGCCACUGGGAUGUUGUGACAUGUCUGGCCAGGUCAGAGUCGUACAUUGGAGGAGACUGCUACAUCGUCUCUGGGUCCAGGGAUGCGACCCUGCUGCUUUGGUACUGGAGUGGGCGGCACCAUAUUAUCGGCGACAACCCCAAUAACAGUGACUACCCAGCCCCACGAGCAGUUCUGACGGGUCAUGACCAAGAAGUCGUGUGCGUGUCGGUCUGUGCAGAGCUGGGCCUGGUCAUCAGCGGAGCCAAAGAGGGUCCAUGUCUGGUCCACACCAUCACAGGGGACCUGCUGCGGGCUCUGGAGGGGCCAGUCCACUAUCAGUGCCCACGGCUCAUCUCAGUGUCCAGCGAGGGCCACUGCAUCAUCUACUACGAGAGGGGCCGCUUCUGUAACUUCAGCAUUAAUGGCAAACUGCUGGCACAGAUGGAGGUCAAUGAUUCCACCAGGGCAAUCCUCCUAAGCAGUGACGGCCACAACCUGGUGACAGGCGGGGACAAUGGCGUGGUGGAGGUGUGGCAGGCUUGUGACUUCAAACAGCUCUACAUCUACCCAGGCUGCGACGCUGGCAUCCGAGCCAUGGAUCUAUCACAUGAUCAAAGGACUUUGAUCACAGGCAUGGCCUCCGGCAGCAUCGUGGCAUUCAAUAUCGAUUUCAACCGGUGGCAUUAUGAGCAUCAAAACAGGUACUGAGGACAUAGAUCCACGCGGCAGAGGGCAAAAGCGCGGAGGGUUAAGAGGAACACCUACCAACCAGUGACCGAACUGUGCUGCAGAAGACCCACAGAACCCGGAGGAGAUCCAGUGGGCUAGAGAACACCAGCACGGUGUAGCUCGUAAAGAACAAGUGUGCUUGCACAUGUUCAUCUGGCCUCUUGUUCAGGCAGACUCGUUGCCAUUCGUCUGUUGCUGAACAAUCAUUUUCUGCUGGAUUCAUGUCCUACCUGAGCACCAGCAGAAGAAUUUCCCCAACUGAGUCAAGCGGGUCUGGUUUUUGUGGACAAGGAGAGAUUGAGAUCAACUAAAGUCAACAAAAUUACACAGUUAAGUUUAAAAAAAAAAAAAAAAAGCCAAUGUAAGCUUUUAAGUUCCUGUUUCAAACUGUGAAAAUGCAAAACAAAAGGAAUCCUCUGUUAGGAACAUUUAUACAACAUUUGUAUGACAGAUACAUAUCUCACUUGGAACACUUUUCUAGGAAAAAAAAGUUAACCUGUAAAUAUGAACAAUGUAAAGUGUUUCUUCCCUGUAAAGGCUGAGAUAAAGAUCUUAAUGCUGUUAGACUAGCCACCAUGUUACCAACAUUUCAAUCAUGCGAGCCAUUUAUAAAAACGUUCAACGCGUCUUCAUAGCACUUCAGAUAUUAGUUGGUUAGUGAUACAUGUAUAUGGCCAUUGUUUGCUCAUUGUAACAGUGGUCAGAUGUAUGUGUAUGUGAAAAGACUAUGUUCACUGUUAAUUUGUUGUUUGAAUGUUUAUAUGGAAGAAAAGUCUAAUUUAGUGUGAGCUUAGUCCUUUGUGAAGUAUUUGUUUUUGAUUAUGUCAGCAGAAAGGAUAAAUUGUGAUAUUUCCGUACUUACUUUAAAAUUGAGGACUAUUUUGUUUAUUAAUGGAAAGAAUUUAAAUUAUUUACUGUACGAUCUAAAAAUGAUUCAAGGGGAACAUGUGUAACAGCAUUUAGCAAUCUUUGGUUUUUGUUAUUUCAUUUUCUUCCAAAAACUUAUCCUGAGAAGUAAAUACUAGAUCUUCUGGAUAAUUUCUCAUGACCGCCAACGUCUUUGUGGUUAAGCUAUAAGACGUUUUGUAAAGAGGACGUGUCACUUUUAAGACAUUCAACAAUUGUUGGUACUGCAAACAGUAAUUCUGUUACUUGUGCAUCUCCGUUUGCCUAUUUUUGCACAAAACGUGCGCUCAUCCAUUUUAAAUCUGUGAAAUCAUGAACACAAGUUCAUGCUGUAACAUCAUGCACUGGUAAUGCCAUAUUAUGACUUGGUUGCUGAAAAGGUCUAAGGAAGGUUUUUCAGCUGUGUGACAGUAAAUGAUCUAAUGACGAACAGGCGAGUGUUCCUAAAGUGACUCUGGUCUAUUUUUGGUGAUAUGAAAGCAACUGUGUCUGCAUUUAAUUGCUGAAACGAGGAGUCGGUCGCUGUGAACUGACAAUUUCAAAUGAACAAAAACAUGCAAACGGUUUGGAGUUUGCAUUCUGAUUUUUUUUUUUCUAGUUGUGCCACAGGACACCACCCUAUCCAAAGCUCAAGUUUUGCAUGCUAGGAGCUACAGAAGGCAUUGGGUUUACUUUGCUUUUCUUGUGAAAUCAUUUUCAUUAUUGUGAAUUUACAUUUGACAAAAAGUAAUCAUUUUAUUAAUGUUAGCAUUAAGCAGCGCAUUUUGAUUUUAUGUAAAUUUUUAAAGGUCUCUUAUGAUUUGUAUUGCGAAUUGUUUUUGCACAUGUUUUGGAAGAGGUAGGAAUGUUUGAAGCUUAUGC
Xiphias gladius (swordfish) is the source of this 10796-nucleotide messenger RNA. It is a transcript of the gene nbeab, whose product is annotated as neurobeachin b. Gene Ontology annotation, molecular function: protein kinase binding. The transcript is spliced from 61 exons. The record is from RefSeq and is a predicted model, not a curated record. NCBI's taxonomy places the organism in Eukaryota, Metazoa, Chordata, Actinopteri, Istiophoriformes, Xiphiidae. Gene Ontology annotation, biological process: intracellular protein localization. Gene Ontology annotation, cellular component: cytosol; membrane. Bases 192 to 9008 code for a protein of 2938 amino acids.